This is a messenger RNA of Vitis vinifera (wine grape), 1790 nucleotides long. RefSeq lists its product as uncharacterized. The coding region runs from base 1 to 1149 and encodes 382 amino acids. The record is from RefSeq and is a predicted model, not a curated record. Lineage: Eukaryota; Viridiplantae; Streptophyta; Magnoliopsida; Vitales; Vitaceae. The transcript has 10 exons.
AUGGUUGCAAGUGGAUCAAUUAAAACUAUUGAUCGAAGCAUAUUGUGGAAGAAAGCAAGGGAAAAAAAGGACGGCACCUUUGAUGAAGUGGCCAUACCAGUAAUUGAGAAAAUAGACAAGCUAUUGAAAGAGUCUCAAGAGAAUGGUAGAAGUGUUAGUGGAAGUAAUGAUAUACUUGUGGAAGCAUUGGGUACUCCUGAGUAUAGUGGUCGAGUUAGGGCCAAAGGGAAGCACUACACACCUCGCCAAUAUUUCAAUAGUGCUGCAGAUCGUGCUGUCAGGGAUUUCAUAGCAGCAUCUAAAGAAGAACAAAGAAUAUUUCAGGCAGAAGUGCUAGCAAAACUGACUCAAGUAGGAGUUGUUACUCCCCAAUCUGAUGUUAGCAGUUCAAACAUGAAGCAAAAACAACUUCUCCUACCAGAAGCAGUGGAUAAGCCAAUCUGUAAAGUUGAAGAUGUGACCCCACCAGAAGCAAUAGAACCACAGAAGAAGGUUAGAAAAUGUGAGCUGGCCAUAGGCACCAAGGAAAAUAUAGUGGCAGGUGGAACAAUUAUACUUGAAUGUGGUCCCAACUAUUUAGUAGUUGUUGAUGCUCCUUAUGAUUCAAGUGCACCCCUUCCCAUUCCUAUUCCUGGACAAACUACUACUGUUGGGGCUGCAAUUGGUUACCAAGUUUUGUGGCCAACUGAUUUGGUCAUCAUCCGUACUCCCAUCUUAGCAUCUAAGAAAGCAAAGAAACAAAAAGUAAAUGAAGUUGAAGUCAAAUCCAAGGGUGAAAAACCACAAGAUAUGAAAAAUUUUGAGACAUUGGUUGGCCUCAUGCUGAGUACAUCAAGAGCAUACCCUAUAAACUUCCCAGAGGAUGUUUUUGGUGAGAGUUUCAAGACCUUCAUGAUGAAAGAAGAUAUGGAAAUGAUAAUAUCAUCAAAAGAAGUGUCAUCCAAUUGUAUUUUAUACUACAUCUGGCAUUUGCAUAGAAAGUUGAUUGAUGCAAAGCAGGCCGAACGAUAUGUUUUUGUCAAUCCAGCAUUGGUCUCAAAAGCUGGAAUAGGAGAGGGAAGCAAGGAAAACAGGUCAAGGGUUAUUGCAGAUCGACUAAAGAAUACAAAGCAUGCUGAAUAUAUGCUUAUUCCAUACAACCUAGAGUAACCUUUUAUCCUAAAUAUCAAUAUGGUGUUUGUAAGUUAGUUUGUGAUGUUUGAAUUUGUGGAUACUAUAUUACAAUUUUCAUUUCUUUUCUUUAGUUUUCAUUGGGUGUUAGUGGCAUUGGAGAUGAAGAAAAUGAUUGCAUAUUACCUUGAUCCAAUGGCAUGUCAACCAUGUGAUGAUCUUAAGGACAUAGUUAACAUGGUAAUGAGAAUCAACCCACCGGAAAAACAGAAAACAUCAAAGAGGGAGCCAACUUGGGUGAAAGUGGUUUGCCCAAGACAACCAGGUAGUGUGGAAUGUGGGUAUUACGUGAUGAGAUAUAUGAAGGAAAUCAUUGCUAAUCCAAACCAACUAACAUCAAAGUUGGCAGUGUUUUCAAUAUGGAUCAUUUUGGGGGUUGCUCUAUUAUGAUUGAUGUAUAGUUGGCAUAUUGAGAGGUGAAGCCAAGUAGACAUGGUUGUACAAAAAGGCAUAGGUCAUUCUAUUAACAACGUCACUACUGCUCUUGAUGAAGGACACCUACAAACAAUUCAAAAUAUAUCAUCAAAAGAAUUUUGAGAUUGAGCAUCUAGAAAGUGAGUUACAACCAUCCUUUUGCACUUGGAAGAAAAAUGAUGUAAAACUAGAUGUAGUGAAGGUUA